GUGAACUUCACCGUCAGCACCGAGGCUCUGCACACCGAGGAGCUGUGCGGCACAGAGCUGGCCGUGGUGCCGGCCCAGGGGAGAGUGCACACUGUGAUAAAGCCCCUGCUGGUCCAGCCAGGGGGGAUCCUGGAGGAGAAGGCGCACAGCUCCCUGCUCUGCCAGGAAGCGUCCGAAGAAAUCUACUUGCAGCUGCCUGCGAACGUCCUGGCAGGAUCCGAACGGGCCCACGUGACUGUGCUGGGAGACAUAAUGGGCACGGCUCUGCAGAACAUAGACCGUCUGCUGGCCAUGCCUGAUGGCAAUGGAGAACAGAACAUGGUCCAGUUCACUCCCAACAUCUACAUCCAGCAGUACCUGGAGAAGAGCGGGCAGCUGAGCCCGGAGAUCAGAGACAAGGCCCAGGGAUUCCUCCAGAGCGGCUACCAGUGCGAGCUGCUCUAUAAACACAACGAUGGCUCUUACAGCGCCUCUGGGGAGAGCAACGCCAAGGGCAACACCUGACUGACGGCCUUCGUUCUCAAGUCCUUUGGCCAGGCCAGACCCUACAUCUCCAUCGACGAGAAGCACCUAGAGGACGCCCUAAGGUGGCUGCAGCGCCGCCAGCAGAAGACCGGCUGCUUCCGCAGUGUGGGGAAGCUGUUGAACCACACCCUGCAGGGUGGCGUGGUGGACGAGCUCUCUCUCUCGGCUUACAUCACGGUGGUGCUGCUGGAGCUGGGGCAGCCACUCACGGACCCCAUGGUGACCAGGGCCCUCCAGUGCCUCCGGGAGUCGAGCACCAGCGACCUCUACACGCAGGCACUGCUGGCCUACGCCUUCGGGCUGGCGGGGAGCACUGAGCUGCAGGACGCCCUUCUGCAGAGCCUGGCCCAGCACAGCGUCAGCGCCGGGGGACAGCUGCACUGGCAGAGGAAGGUGAAGGCCCUGCCCAGCCCCUAUUGGAACCAGGCCCCGUCGGCGGAGGUGGAGAUGACGGCUUAUGUGCUCCUGGCCUAUCUCGCCCUGCCCAACGUGUCUGCUGCCGACAUGGCGACCGCCACCCAGAUCGUCCGCUGGCUCAGCAAGCAGCAGAACCUCUACGGGGACUUCGCCUCGACGCAGGACAUGGUGGUGGCCCUGCAGGCCCAGGCCAAAUACGCGGCCCUGACGUACAGCGCGAGCAUGGCUGUGUCGGUGACAGUGAGCUCCCAGGCCGGGGCCCGGCAGCAAUUCCACGUGGAGAACGCCAACCGGCUGGUGCUGCAGCGAGCGGCCCUGCAGGAGAUCCCCGGGCAGUACACGGUGCGGGCCAGCGGCAAGGGCUGUGUCUUUGUGCAGCUGACUCUGCGCUACAAUGUGCCGCCCCCAAAGAGUGCCAUGACCUUUGACCUGCGGGUGGAGACGGAGCCGAAGGAGUGCACCGAGAGCGCCAGAUCCCACUUCAGCCUCGUGCUGCAUGCCCGGUACAGCGGGGAGCGCCCAGCCUCCAACAUGGCCAUCAUCGAGGCCAAGCUGCCGUCCGGCUACACCCCCGUCAAGAGCUCCCUGCGGCAGCUGGAGAAGCAGCGUUUGGUGAAGAGGCUGGAGGUGCAGAACGACCAGGUGAUGCUCUAUCUGGACCAGCUGACAAAGGAGGCGGCGAGUUUCACCUUCUCCCUGGAGCAGGAUUUCCCGGUGAAGAAUCUCAGAGCAGCCCCAGUGAGACUGUAUGAUUACUACGAGACGGGUGAACACACAGAGGCUGAGUACAGCGCCCCCUGCGGCUCAGCCCCUGAUGCUGACACGAUGGAAAAUUCCCGCUGA
Emys orbicularis (European pond turtle) is the source of this 1785-nucleotide messenger RNA. RefSeq names its product alpha-1-inhibitor 3-like. The record is from RefSeq and is a predicted model, not a curated record. Gene Ontology annotation, cellular component: extracellular region. The transcript is spliced from 16 exons. NCBI's taxonomy places the organism in Eukaryota, Metazoa, Chordata, Testudines, Emydidae.